This is a messenger RNA of Centropristis striata (black sea bass), 2838 nucleotides long. It is a transcript of the gene wbp1lb, whose product is annotated as WW domain binding protein 1-like b. The record is from RefSeq and is a predicted model, not a curated record. The coding region runs from base 300 to 1505 and encodes 401 amino acids. Lineage: Eukaryota; Metazoa; Chordata; Actinopteri; Perciformes; Serranidae. The transcript is spliced from 4 exons.
GUGAGCACGCCACACCCAGCAGAGUGAGGCAGAGGGAGGCUGUGCUGGAGGAGGAACGGCUUGUGUAACAGCUGGAUCAGCCAGUGGCACCGACGGCAACCAGUUGCGCCAGCAGCAGCAGCAGCAGCAACUCCGUUGCCUUGUUGAAAUGUCCAGGACGCAGAGGAGGCGGCGCAUGCAGCGGCCUCUCAGCGCCACAGGGGCCGCCGAGUAGUUGAGGAUAUACGGACUAAACAGCUUGCAAAACAACAACAGUGUUUGCAUGUUUUUUGCCGAGACUGUAGCCAGUUUUUGGAGGAAUGAGAGGCGCAUAUCCGGCUCUUAAAAUGGGACUGUUUCUGCACGCUGUCGGCUCUGUCACCCCCACCGAGUCCGCAGCAGACAGGAGUUUACUGCACUGUGAAGGUGUGAACAACCAGAGCUACAUCUGUGAGUCGGGACACUGCUGCGGGGAGUCUCAGUGCUGCAGCUACUACUAUGAGCUCUGGUGGUUCUGGUUGGUGUGGGCGAUCAUCUUCAUCUUGAGCUGCUGCUGCGUUUGUCACCAUCGUCGCACCAAACACCGUCUGCAGCAGCAACAACGGCAGCACGAGAUCAACCUCAUCGCUUACCGCGAAGCACACAACUACCCCUCUGUGCCCUUCUACUUCAGGUUUCUGCCAAACUACCUCCUGCCGGACUAUGAAGAGGUGGUCAACCGUCCCCCGACUCCUCCCCCUCCCUACAGUGCCUUACACACCGGCCCGUCCUCAGUGGCCACGAGUCCUCUGGCUCCGGAGCAGCAGGAGGGACACUGUCCAACCAUCCAGCCGGCUCCGGUGCCGCCGGUCUCCGACAGUCUGUGCUGCAGACCCAGCAUAGAGGACCCUCAGCCCCCCACCACAGACUUCAGGCCCAAACCUGACAACAAGCCCCUGCAGACGGCUCAAGAGUCGGCCGUGAUCCUGCUGUCAGAAUCGCUCAGCAGAGAGGGACUCAGCAGCCAGGAGAAAAGAAACGAGAGCGGGGACGACUCCUGCAAGGACCCCCUGCUGAAGGAGCCGUCGGAGGGUCCCGCCGAGGACAAGGAGCGCCUCCCCAACGGGAGGAGGAGGCGCUUCACGGGGGACUCUGGGAUCGAGGUGUGUGUUUGCGGCACGCGGGGGAGCAGUAGCGGAGCUGGAGGGAAGGAGGGCCAGGAAGGAAAGGAGCUGAGGGAGCUAGAGAGCCUGCUGGGGCGCGAGGGAGAUGAUGAGGAAGAGGAAGAGGAGGAGGAGGAGGGAGAGGAGGUGGGUGACUUCUGCGACAGCUGCGGCCACCGAGCCUCCUUCGGUGCGGAGGAGGAGCAGCAGGCGCUGGGCGGCGGGCCGGAGAGGCGGGUCGUACGCGGGCCGACAGCACCUCCUCCUCAGCCGGCUCACCAGAUGGGCAGCAGCGCCUCCCUCCACCCCCCCGUGUGCCUCCUCCUCCACACCAUCAACGAGCAGGAGGCGCCGCUCCACAGCAGCACUGAGCCGCAGGGCUGAAAAACACCUCGCCGCCGUGGAGGAGGAAGGAGAGGAGCACCUGAGACGGAGCACGGAGGCUUUUAUAUCCCAGCAAGUGUGUUUUAUUUCUUAGUUUCUUUUGUUCAGACAAAGGUAAGGAGGAGAUGUUUUUACCUGACAUGUUUCCACUGACAACUUCAGUCUUCUUCAGAGGCGUCAGCUGAUCGCUGUGACGUGUCUUUUUGUGGAGUUCCUCCUCUGAAGAAGAUAUAUUUAGCAACUUUUCAGACCCCCUUAGAGACUAUUUUUCAAAAAAGUGACUGGCGACAAAUCCAGCGACUUUUUCUGGUGUUAUUGGAGACUUUUGGAGACUCGUUCUUACUCCCAGUCCUCCUGCAGCAGUCUCUCCCAGCUGCAGAGCCGGAGGGGAUGUUAACCCCUUAGCCUCCAGUCUGCAAAUUGCUAACAGGCUAACAGUUAGCUCUGUAGCAGUACAGUGUGUAUGUGCUAACAGGCUAACAGUUAGCUCUGUAGCAGUACAGUGCGUAUGUGCUAACAGGCUAACAGUUAGCUCUGUAGCAGUACAGUGUGUAUGUGCUAACAGGCUAACAGAAGAAGACAUGUCAGGUAAAAACAUCUCCUACUUACCCUUGUCCGAACAAAAGAAACUAAGAAAUAAUAUUCAGAAGCGGACAAAAUGAAAUUGCUGGAAAUAGCAAGUGUGUCGUGUCUAAAUACUUUCUGAGUGAGUAUUUUUAUGAAUGUGUGCAUCUUAGAUUAACAGUCGUGGGAGCAGGAAGUGGAAUCUCACCUGCAGUGUGAUUGAAAGCCUGCUCCUCCCCACACUGGACCAGUGGCCUUAACCUGUGUAUGUCUGGGCAGUAAAGCCCUUUAACAGUCCUUCAGUUGUCCUUUUCAUGCAACCGAAGCUACUGACGCUCCGUCAAAGACUCGAUAGCUGUGACGUGAGGACGGGACGUUCGCUGCACGCAGCUCUCCUCAUAACAAUUCUGCAAAUCUGUUCUCUGCAGGCAGGAAACUACAUGAUAAAAACAAACACAGCAGGAACAUUUUGCAUGAGUGCAACUUGGAUUUUACCACGGUGUGCUUCUGCAAACUGAGGCCCCGUUCACACGAGGACGGUCUGAACAGAAGACGCAAAAGUGGCGUUGCGUCUUCACUUUUUAUUCCUCGUUUAGACGAGCGUUUUCGGGAGGAAAUCUGCUGCAUACGGUGACGCAAAAGUGUGUGGAAUUGGAUUGUAUGCAGCCAGGCGGCAUCACUUAAAGCCAUAAGAGCAUCUUUGGGCAUGCGGAAGUUUUCACGCCACACAUUUUCAUCAGCUACUCCUUCCACAAAGUUCUCCACCAUC